AUGGAAUUAACUUUGCAAUUUCUUCCGGCUGAUAAAAAAAAAGAAGCUUAUCAAAAACUAAAAGAAAGUUAUAAGGAUACUUUAGUAGAAGAUUGUUGUAAUCAACAAUAUCAAACCGUUUCAACUGUAACCAAUGAAAUCAAAAUUGAUAGUUGCCGUAAUUGCGUUUAUCCCGGAGCCUCUAUUGGUCUAGCCAAGAAGGGAGCAGUAGAAAAGUUUCGGCAACGAGCCCAAAAAGUCAAAUUGAAAAAAACUUAA
Molecule: messenger RNA, 258 nt
Organism: Racocetra fulgida
Lineage: Eukaryota; Fungi; Glomeromycota; Glomeromycetes; Diversisporales; Gigasporaceae
Source: the annotation of a GenBank genome assembly